UCUGUCGGUCACAUGACCCGGCAGACAAGUAGGUCCAGGAAGUGGACCAGGAAGUGGAGCGUCGGGAACGGUUACUUAUCAUUCACGCUGCAAGUUGAUUUUAAAACAUAAAUUAAUGUCACCCAACGACAAAAGUUUUCUUACUGUUCCGAAAAUGAACCGAACCCAUCCAUCCAUCCAUUUUCCGACGCUUAUUCCCUUUGGUGACGCGGGGGGCGCUGGUGCCUAUCUCAGCUACAACCGUGACCUCUAAACUGAGUAAAGAAUUUUGAAGAUGGAUGAAGACCAUUCUCACUGUAUGAGCUGUGUUAACCAGAGAUGCAUGAUCAGACCACAGCUGGGCUUCUCCUGUGAUCUUAUCGCCUGCCCACAGGUGUGCGGGGCCAUCUUUCACUUCUGCAAAGCUGAGGAGCACCACCUCCUGUGCCCUCUUGUGAGAGUCCCCUGCCUGAACAGUGCCUAUGGCUGCCCUGCCACUGUGGUGCGCCAACAAAUGUAUGCGCAUCUAGAGGUGUGUCCUGCCGGGGUGGUGUGCUGUACUAUGGAGUUAAGUGCUGUUGCACCACCUGUCGAGAAGGGUUCGCUGAGCCCAGAGAGUAAAGAUGUGAGGGUAAGAGAGCCAACUGUCCCGUUCUCGUCACAAUCUUCAUCCUCUGCAGAAUUUGCGAGGGAGAGAAUCAUCAAUGGAAUUAUUGGACUGAAUGAGCAGCACGACACCAAGCUGCACGAGGCCACUUUGGAAACAGCAAGGAGCUUGGCCACCGCUUUGGAGUUGGUGAGCAGUGCUAGUGCCCCCGAUAGCUGCACUGAAGGCAUGAGAACAGAGGCUACUCUCCAGGCGAGGAGACUGGGCCGCUUCGUGCAGUGUGGACUGAGCGCAAAUGUGUGUCAGGAAGAAAGAGAUCCAAAUAGUUCAGUAACUGAGUGUCUAGAGACUAAUCAAAAGGGAACUUCCGUGCACAUCAGCAAGGGUGUGGCGCAUGGUCAUGGGGUGCUACAAGAAAGGGGGCUGGUCCCAGAAAGCCACAAGCCUGAGUGGAUGCCGCACAGCUGUCAGGGUUUUGACCAUGACCAGUCUCUGUGUCGAUCACAGGCAAAGAUGCAGGACAAAGCUGGUCUGGAACAUGGUGACAACCCCAUGGAACUUGAAGAAAUUGAUGUCAUCACAGCAGAGAAGAACAUCUUCUGCCUGGAAAAGUCCAGAGACUCUCAGAAGAUCUCAGAUUCGUUUGGUAUUGACGGAAGACACGUUGAUUUCGGUACGCAGACCUUCUCUUUUUUAGCGGCCAGCCUGGAGAACUACAUAAGGGUCGGCGACAUGGCCUUCACCACCCAUCCCGGACCUGAUGGCUACCUAUGGCGUGGUCUCGUCCUGAAAGAAAUCUGCGCUCAGUCUUUUCGCCGGGAUCAGUUCUCCUCCCAUUUCACUAAUGUCCACGGUGACAUUCAGCCUGGUCUCAACGGGUGGAUAGCGCAUCGUUGCCCCCUGGCUUUUUACGGCUGCCCUUUCUCCCAGCAGAGGUUUUACCCCUCUCGUCCAGGGGCCAAGUUGAUCUUUGACAGGCGGCUCAGGUCCUUCGGAGUCCAGCCCUGUCCCGGUUCAAAACCUUCAGGAGAUUCCCAGUCAGACCUGUUCAGUGGAUUACCGCAUGAGAUACUGUGGCACAUAACUGGCUUCCUGGACAGUUUCAGUCUGUGCCAGUUGUCUUUAGUAUCGCGGACCAUGAGGGACGUGUGCAGCGGUCUCCUCCAGACCAGAGGCAUAGUGGAGGUGCAGUGGGAGAAGACACAGUGCUCCAGUGGGCGCAUGGCGGUUUCCUGGCAGAUUACACACAAAAGAUCCAAAGAAUGCACUCACACAUUUGAACCUACAGACGAAAAAUGGCAACUUCCCAAAAACUGCAUUAAAAAUGAGGUGUGGAGAUUCAGCACUGCUUUCACCCCAGUGCUGAAAUGGGGCUGCAGCGACGUCCCCAGCAUGGCCAAGCACCUCCAGAAGUGCCACUACAACACAGUAGAGCACAGGGCCGAGCCCGUGGCCCUCCCUGCUCUGUGUCCCAAGCUGGACGGCUUCUUGCUGAGUCCCACCCUGCGCCACGUCUCUCCUUAUCCACGCCUCUGGCCGGUACCGGACUAAUCACAUGCAAGUUUUGGGGGGAAUUGGGGCAAUCAACCACAUACAAGUCAUGCUGCUACUGUACACUCCACAGGCUUGCAACAAACUUGUCUGUUUGAAUGUUAAAUGGAUGACACUAUUGAGAGCGUUGCCUUAGCACUGAAAACACGAGUGACUUUUGUAAGCACAAAGAAAUUGUUCACCUGUAUUUUUAUUGCGAUAUAUGCACUCUAGACUUGUGUGAAUCUGGAAAAUAAUGACAGCACGUUCCCAGGAUUUGCUUUUACUCGUCAAUGUUUACAUCAAGGAUUGUUUGAUUUUAGUAUUUACCGUAUUUUUCGGAGUAUAAGGUGCUCGCACCUGCCGAAAAUGCAUAAUAAAGAAGGAAAAAAACAUAUAUAAGUCACAUUGGAGUAUAAAUCGCAUUUUUGGGGGGACAUUUAUUUGAUAUACCCCAACACCAAGAAUAGACAUUUGAAAGGCAAUUUAAAUUAAAUAAAGAAUAGUGAACAACGGCUGAAUAAGUGUACGUUAUAUGACGCAUAAAUAACCAACUAAGAAGGUGCCUGGUAUGUUAACGUAACAUAUUAUGGUAAGUCAUUCAAAUAACUAUAACAUAUAGAACAUGCUAUACGUUUACCAAACAAUCUGUCACUCCUAAUCGCUAAAUCUCAUGAAAUCUUAUACGUCUAGUCUCUUACGUGAAUGAGCUAAAUAAUAUUAUUUGAUAUUUUACGGUAAUGUGUUAAUUUCACACACAAGUCGCUCCUGAGUAUAAGUUGCACCCCUGGCCAAACUAUGAAAAAAAACUGCGACUUAUAGUCCGAAAAAUACGGUACUAAAGAAUGGAUGGAUGAAUGUCAACCUUUUGUCAAUCACCAUAUUGCUCGGUUUAAUGCAACUUAAUUUUUUGUUUUUUUGUUUAUGCUCACUUGAAUAAAAGCAAAAAAUACUUUCAACUAUUAAAUUGUGGAUUGUCUGUCCAAUGGAUCAACCUCCAAAGUCAGCGUUCACUGUGUUCUAAUGUCCAAACAGUUUUUACGGAAUUACCUGCACGUUCCAAAUUGUGCUGUUUUGGGAGUGUCAAGCACCAACUAAAUUCCAUCCAUCCUUCUAUUUUUCUACCGUUUGUCCCUUUUUAGGAUCAUGGGGGUUGCUGGAACCUAUCUCAGUUGCAUUCGGGCAGACGGCGGCGUACACCCUGGACAAGUCGAUUUCAAUUAGAGACGUUAAAUGCAGAUACAAUUGUUUUGAGUUAUUUUUCCAUGCACCUAAUUAGUCUGACUACUCAAAUAGGUUGUUUAUUUUUAUUUUCACACCUACAGUGGGGCAAAAAAGUAGUCAGCCACUGAUUUUGCAAAUUCUCCCACUUAAAAUGAUGACAGAGGUCUGUAAUUUUCAUCAUAGGUACACUUCAACUGUGAGAGACAGAAUGUGAAAAAAAAUCCAGGAAUUCACAUUGUUGGAAUUUUAAAGAAUUUAUUUGUAAAUUAUGGUGGAAAAUAAGUAUUUGGUCAACCAUUCAAAGCUCUCACUGAUGGAAGGAGGUUUUGGCUCAAAAUCUCACGAUACAUGGCCCCAUUCAUUCUUUCCUUAACACGGACCAAUCGUCCUGUCCUCUUAGCAGAAAAACAGCCCCAAAGCAUGAUGUUCCCACCCCCAUGCUUCAUAGUAGCUAUGGUGUUCUUGGGAUGCAACAAAGUAUUCUUCUUCCUCCAAACACGACAAGUUGAGUUUAUACCAAAAAGUUCUAUAUUGGUUUCAUCUGACCACAUGACAUUCUCCCAAUCCUCUGCUGUAUCAUCCAUGUAUCCAUUUUGGUAUAAACUCAACUCGUCGUGUUUGGAGGAAAAAGAAUACUGAGUUGCAUCCCAAGAACACCAGACCUACUGUGAAGCAUGGGGGUGGAAACAAUAUGCUUUGGGGCUGUUUUUCUGCUAAGGGGACAGGACGACUGAUCCAUGUUAAGGAAAGAAUGAAUGGGGGGGCCAUGGAUCGUGAGAUUUUGAGCCAAAACCUCCUUCCAUCAGUGAGAGCUUUGAAUGACUGACCAAAUACUUAUUUCCCACCAUAAUUUACAAAUAGAUUAUUUAAAAUUCCUACAAUGUGAAUUCCUAGAUUUUUUUUCACAUUCUGUCUCUCACAGUUGAAGUGUACCAAUGAUGAAAAUUACAGACCUCUCUCAUCAUUUUAAGUGGGAGAACUUGCACAAUCGGUGGCUGACUAAAAACUUUUUGCCCCACUGUACAUGUGAAGUCCCAGUGUCCAUGCACACCCUCUAAUGCAGUCCUGGGCAAAUUAAGGUCGCAUGCGGCCCGUUAAGCUUUUCAAAUGGCCCGCCGGACAUUCCCAAAUAUUUUUUUUUUUAGAUCUUUAUGAUCGAAUCUGUAGCUGCCAUGAUGAUGUGCAGUGAUGUUUUCAAAUUACGGAUUUCAUUUUGAACAGAAAUAGUCAAUUCCAGGGUCUUACUGCUAGCGGCAAUAGAUUUUUUUUUUUUUUUUUUUUUUUUUUUUUUUUUUAAAUGCAACCACAGUUUAUCUGCGAGACAAGUGUGAAAAGAACACUACUAGUAUGAAAAUGUUGAAACAAUUGUGCACACACUGCAAAAACUGAAAUCUAAGUAAGAUUAAAUAUCUCAAAUAAGGGUGAUAUUUGCUUAUUUUCUUUUAAAUAAGAUCAUUCUUCUCACUAAGCAGAUUUUAUGUUAGUGUUUUACUUGUUUUAAGUGUUUUGGUCCUAAAUGAUAUCAGUAAUAUAUUACAGCUUGUUGCUGAGAUUUUAUGAGCUAUAUUGAGUAAAACAUGCUUGAAACUAGAAUAUCAACUGUUGCCAAGUUGUGUAAUCAACACUCACAAGUAUAAAACUUAUUUUUUUAAGUAAUAAUUUUCUAAUUUCAAGCAUGAAAAAAAAAAUCAUCACUUUGACAAAAUUGUGUCUCAUGAUUGAAACAGAUGACAGCCGAAUGGACUUUGCUGUUUUAUUUUCAAUGAAACGAUAGAAAAUACAUAUUCAUAGUAGUACAGUUGUUAUUAGUGAGAAUAUACUUAUUUUAAGGUGUUUUGGGGUUCUUUUGAGGGUUGCUAAUUUUAUUUGUUUUGGAAAGUCUUGACAAACCAAAUUUUCUUGUUCUACUGGCAGAUCAUUUUGCUUAGUUCAAAUAAAACCCCUAAUUUUUGUAUUUUUUUUUCUUGUUUUUUCUAUGGUCUUCAUCGUUGGUUCCCUUUGUUAAACAAGACUUAAGGGUCAUACAUUUACCAAAUAUGUAGUAAAAUUGAUUGUUUUGAUUGCUCACGAUCGCAAAACUUUCAUGUGAAAUUAAAGAUGCACUAACAGUA
This is a messenger RNA of Nerophis ophidion (straightnose pipefish), 5451 nucleotides long. RefSeq names its product F-box only protein 30-like. The record is from RefSeq and is a predicted model, not a curated record. Bases 275 to 2137 code for a protein of 620 amino acids. The transcript has 5 exons. Lineage: Eukaryota; Metazoa; Chordata; Actinopteri; Syngnathiformes; Syngnathidae. Gene Ontology annotation, molecular function: zinc ion binding; protein binding; ubiquitin protein ligase activity.